AUGGGGAAGGCAAGCAAAUGGAUUCUGAACUUUCUGAUAGGAAAGCAGGAGAAGAAGAACCAAGCUCUUUUGACUGACCAAUUUACGUCUUCUACCAACAGAACAAGCCACCCGGGGACUCCAAAAGUUAAGCGAAGAUGGAGCUUCGGAAGAUCAUCUCACAGGGUUUCUAAAUCUGCUGAUUCGAUUGACACAACUACAUUGGCAUUGAAGCCUCAGCAGAAUCUUGCUGCAUGUGUAUCAAUACAGGCUGAGAAUGCUGCUGCUACAAGGAUCCAAGCCGCCUUUCGUGCUCAUUUGGCAAGGAAAGCUUUACAUGCCUUAAAAAGUCUAGUGAAAUUACAAGCACUCAUAAGAGGUCAUUUUGUGAGGAAACAGACUAAUGCUACCAUGAGGCGCAUGCAUGCUUUGUUGGCUAUCCAGGUUCGAGCUCGCGUACAGAGAAUUCAGAUGUCUGAGGCAGCUGCACAGGUUGAAAAUAAAAAGCAGUCCUCUUUCAAAAGAGGUUCCCCUCAUCCCAAUGAAGUUCAUAGGAAGAAAAUCUAUAUGACUUCUAAUGAAUCACAAAUAGUUAUGAAGAGUACAAGUGGCCAGCUGAACCAUGCACAAACUGAUCAGAUUCAUCAGAGGAUUGAUCAUAGCUACACAUCAUUUUCUUCUGAUCGGCGGUCCAUCUCAAACCGGCACAGAUACAAUGAAACAUUGUUCAUAACACCAGAAACUAGUCCCCAAAUGCCUUCACCCAAACCAAAAUCCACAAGGCCCUACAUCCCUUUUCAACAGCAUGAUUCUCUAGUUGAGCCUAUAUGUUAUGAAUACUCAUUCAUGCCUAGUUACAUGGCCAACACACAAUCUUCAAGUGCCAAAAAAGUCAGGUCACAAAGUGAGCCUAAACAACGACCUGAUGGGAGCAACAAACAUAAAAGCCAGCAUACAGAACUGGUAGAUUCAAGAGAUGAACAAUUUCUGAGACGUUCGUCUUCAUACCUCAAAUCUAAUGAUUAUAAAAACCAUGAUCCCUGGUUUGGUAAGCUUUACAGACCAAGAAGAUUGUUUGAGGAGAACAAGUAUGAAUACAUUAAUCCAAGUCAUCCCAAGUAUACUGAAUCUCUAGCUUCAGAGCCCCAUGUGAUUUUGUACUAA
Argentina anserina (silverweed cinquefoil) is the source of this 1143-nucleotide messenger RNA. Its product is annotated as protein IQ-DOMAIN 19-like. Gene Ontology annotation, molecular function: protein binding. The coding region runs from base 1 to 1143 and encodes 380 amino acids. NCBI's taxonomy places the organism in Eukaryota, Viridiplantae, Streptophyta, Magnoliopsida, Rosales, Rosaceae. The record is from RefSeq and is a predicted model, not a curated record. The transcript is spliced from 4 exons.